GACGCGGAGCUCGCUCAUCUCUCUUCCGUAUGCGCUGCAGCCACCUUCGGUCGUAACCAUCAAGAUGUCCUAGACGAGACCUACCGCAAAGCGCGGAAGCUCGACUGUAGCGACUUUGCGUGUCAUUUUGACGCCGAACGAUCUGGACUUGUGAGGGCGGCGUGUCAUGAGAUUCUCGUAGGCAAGGACGGUUCGAGACGGGUCAAGGCCGAGCUGUACAAGCUCAAUGUAUAUGGCCCUGGCUCGUUCUUCAAGCCACACCAGGAUACGCCGCGCGGGGAGAACAUGUUCGGUUCUCUCGUAGUCGUCUUCCCAACCGCGCACGAAGGCGGAGAACUGGCAUUACGUCCGAGAGAUGCUGAAGAUACGACUGUGCUCGACUUCGGUGCUCGUUUGAGUGAGGCGAAGGCGCAUUCCAGUUCUAUCGCCUACGCAGUCUUCUUCAGCGACGUAACUCAUGAGGUGUACGAAGUCAAACGCGGGUAUCGUGUCACGCUCACGUACAAUCUUUACUUCGAUGACCCGAUAGAGGACCACGUCUCCGCCGUGACGACGUUACCUUCUUCCUUCCAAUCUGACAUCCCAGAAACUCUGAUCUCUCAAUCCCUCACUGACAUCCUAUCCGAUCCCACCUUCCUUCCCGACGGUGGCCUCAUCGGAUUCGGUCUACGCUAUCAGUACCCCGUC
Molecule: messenger RNA, 687 nt
Organism: Stereum hirsutum FP-91666 SS1
Lineage: Eukaryota; Fungi; Basidiomycota; Agaricomycetes; Russulales; Stereaceae
Exons: 3
Source: RefSeq, a predicted model, not a curated record